Lycium ferocissimum is the source of this 555-nucleotide messenger RNA. RefSeq lists its product as uncharacterized. The record is from RefSeq and is a predicted model, not a curated record. Lineage: Eukaryota; Viridiplantae; Streptophyta; Magnoliopsida; Solanales; Solanaceae. Gene Ontology annotation, cellular component: nucleus. Gene Ontology annotation, biological process: chromatin remodeling. The coding region runs from base 1 to 555 and encodes 184 amino acids. The transcript has a single exon.
AUGGCGAUUAAGUUAGUCGUUGGGGGGUUCACUUUGAACAUUAUUAGUGCUUACGCACUGCACGCGGGCUUGGGUGUAGAGGACAAGGUGAGAUUUUGGGAGGACUUAGAUGAGUUGGUGAGAGGUAUUCCGGAUACCGAGAAGCUAUUCAUAGGAGGAGAUUUUGAUGGUCACAUCGGCUCAAAUUUGGGGAGGUAUGACAAUGUGCAUGGUGGUUUUGGUUUCGGGAACAGGAACAAAGCAGGAGUCUCGCUGUUGGAUUUCGCGAGCGCUUUUGGGUUGGUCAUAGCGAAUUCUAGUUUCCUGAAGGAGGAGUACUUGGUAACUUUCCGUAAUGCGGUGGCAAGGACCCGGAUAGACUAUUUGCUCCUUAGGAAGGAUGAUAAAGGUGUUUGUAAGGACUGUGAGGUUAUCUCGAGUGAGAGUUUUACGACCCAGCAUAAGCUGUUGGUGAUGGAUUUGGAGACUAAGAGGAAGAAGAGGGUUGCGGAUCGACCAAGGAUCAAAUGGGGUAACUUGACUAUGGCCAGUGCCACAAGAUGGGGAAGAAGUUAA